CUUUUCAUUAUUUCUUGUAGUAGAAUAUUGGCACUUCCCUAGGAAGCAGGAAGCACCAUUAAAAUAGUUAUGGAAGGAAGGAUGACCCAUCAUCCUUUGUGGAAUAAUAAUAAUAACAGCACCAGCGGUAUUUAUAUUUCAGCAUCUCCAAUUCCGAUAUCUCGCACUGCCAAGUCCCAGCUUAGCCGGCCGUGGGUGAGCGUCAAGAGGCCUUCGUUCACGUUCCGAUUUGGGGGAAGUCCGAUGGAAGACCCGCUCACUUCUUCUUCAUCGUCAUCCACUACCGUCAGUCCAAGGAAGAACUUGACGACAUCGAAUCACAUGCGCCAUGUCGAAUCCAUGGCCAAACUGCCUUCUGGAGCCGGCAAGAUAACCAGAUUGAAUGCUGUCAUCUUAGGCGAGGCACUUGCUUCCGAGGAGGAUGAUCUCGUCUUUCCCAGCGAAAAUUUCUCUCGCCAAGCUCAUGUUUCUUCUCUUCAGAAGUAUUUGGAGAUGUAUAGAAGGUCGGUCCAGGAUCCCGCCGGAUUCUGGUCCGACAUUGCAUCAGAGUUCUACUGGAGAGAGAAAUGGGGCCAACAGGUCUACUUUGAGAAUCUUGAUAUUCGAAAGGGGAAAAUCCAGAUCGAGUGGUUCAAGGGUGGAAUGACAAACAUCUGCUACAACUGCUUGGAUAGAAACAUAGAAUCUGGAAAUGGUGACAAAAUUGCUAUUUACUGGGAAGGAAAUGAACCUGGUCUUGAUAGUUCUUUGACUUACAAUCAACUCUUGGCUAGAGUUUGCCAGCUAGCAAAUUACUUGAAAGAUAUUGGAGUUCGCAAGGGUGAUGCAGUUGUCAUUUACUUACCCAUGCUUAUGGAGCUACCAAUUGCGAUGCUUGCUUGUGCUCGUAUUGGUGCCGUUCACUCGGUUGUGUUUGCUGGGUUCUCAGCUGAAUCUCUUGCUCAAAGAAUCAUGGAUUGCAGACCGAAGGUCGUCAUAACGUGCAAUGCUGUUAUGAGGGGGUCCAAGAUCAUUUAUCUCAAAGAAAUUGUUGAUAGAGCCCUUAUGGAAUCUGCUCAAAAUGGCAUCAAUACAGAUGUGUGUUUGACAUAUGAAAAUGAAUCAGCAAUGAAAAAGGAAAUGACUAAAUGGAUCAAGGGGCGAGACAUUUGGUGGCAGGAUGUUAUACCGAAAUAUCCAGUUACAUGUGAUGUGGAGUGGGUUGACGCAGAAGAUCCACUUUUCCUGCUUUACACCAGCGGGAGUACCGGAAAGCCUAAGGGUGUCCUGCAUACAACGGGAGGAUAUAUGGUGUACACUGCUACAACAUUCAAAUAUGCAUUUGACUACAAGCCUACAGACAUAUAUUGGUGUACAGCUGACUGUGGUUGGAUAACUGGGCAUAGCUAUGUAACCUAUGGACCUUUGCUAAAUGGAGCAACUGUUGUGAUUUUUGAAGGGGCCCCAAGUUAUCCAGAUGCUGGACGUUGUUGGGAUAUUGUUGAUAAGUUUAAGGUUUCAAUAUUUUAUACAGCUCCCACUCUGGUGAGGUCUCUGAUGCGUGAGGGAGAUGAGCAUGUCUCUCGAUAUUCACGCAAAUCUUUACGGGUGCUUGGAAGUGUGGGGGAGCCUAUCAAUCCAAGUGCAUGGAGGUGGUUUUUCAAUGUGGUAGGUGAUGCAAGGUGCCCCAUAUCUGACACAUGGUGGCAAACAGAAACCGGUGGCUUCAUGAUUACUCCUUUACCAGGAGCAUGGCCGCAGAAACCUGGUUCUGCUACUUUUCCUUUCUUUGGAGUCCAGCCAGUAAUAGUGGACGAGAAAGGUGUUGAGAUUGAAGGUGAGUGCAGCGGGUACCUGUGUGUGAAAAGUUCAUGGCCUGGGGCAUUUCGAACACUUUAUGGGGAUCACGAAAGAUAUGAAGCCACAUACUUUAGUGCCUUCCCUGGCUAUUAUUUUAGUGGUGAUGGCUGCAGCAGGGACAAAGAUGGUUACUGCUGGCUCACUGGAAGAGUAGAUGAUGUGAUUAAUGUGAGUGGACAUCGUAUUGGCACAGCUGAAGUGGAAUCUGCUCUAGUUUCCCAUCCUCAGUGUGCUGAAGCAGCUGUGGUUGGUGUAGAGCAUGAGGUUAAAGGACAGGGAAUAUAUGCAUUUGUUACUCUGGUCGAAGGUGUUCCAUACAGUGAUGACCUGCGAAAAAGUCUUGUGAUGGUUGUUAGGAACCAGAUUGGAGCUUUUGCAGCGCCAGACAAGAUACAUUGGGCACCGGGUCUUCCAAAGACAAGAAGUGGGAAAAUAAUGAGAAGAAUUCUAAGGAAAAUUGCUUCCAGGCAGUUAGAUGAGCUUGGGGACACUAGUACACUUGCAGACCCGACUGUGGUUGAUCAGCUAAUUGCACUUGCUGAUUGCUAAGUAACAACUUCCAAGUUUAGUGAAGUUACAGGUUCUAGAAAGAAGAAAAAAAAAGGUUACAGCUUUAGCUGAUUGUGCUGGUAAGAGAUUGGUAUUUUCUUUCAGUUUUAGCUGGAUUUUCAUGUGAGAACCUUUUCUCUCCAAAUUUGAAACAACUUACGAUUAACACACUUUUGAAGGUCAGGAUGCAUUGAGAAUCAAGAAAUAAGAUACCAAGAUACGGAUUCAAUGUAUUUCUGGUUGUCUUGCACACUUUUCGCUGAAUGUUAUCUUUGCACGUCUGAAAUUUCAUGAUUAAGGAUCUGAUAUCAAAGUGGAGAAUUUAUUGUAAGUUGGAGGAGGACUAAUAUUUGAACUUAUUAUGAAAAGCGAUUUCAACAAAGAAAUCUGAGAAAAAUAUGUUUAGUAUGUCAAUGUAUUCUAUGAGAAAAAAAAGUUUGCUUUUA
Messenger RNA from Nicotiana tabacum (common tobacco), 2834 nucleotides. NCBI's taxonomy places the organism in Eukaryota, Viridiplantae, Streptophyta, Magnoliopsida, Solanales, Solanaceae. The record is from RefSeq and is a predicted model, not a curated record.